AUGAGCACCAUAAAAUGCUUUAACCCGAGGUGUAAGCGUGAAGCCAAAAUUUCAUGCAAUUGUACAUCUCCAGAGACUUAUUGUUGCAAAAAACACUUCUUUGGGCAUUGUGAAUCAAACAACAAGCCUCACACUUCCAGUUCGCUAUUUUUGAAAGCUGUUGAUGGUAAAAAAGAAGAAAUUCUCCAGCUUCUUGCACAAGAAAAAUCUAGAAUUGAUGCAAUAAAAGCAGGAAUUAUAGCUUCCUUUAACCAAACACUUUGUGGCUAUGAAAUGGCCUUUGAAGAAAUUUUGAAAGUAAUAAACUCAAACGUCGAAAAAAUUAGCAAUUAUUUCGAAAAGGUGAAAAAAGUGAGGAAGGUAUCGAUAUUUGAUAAUGAUCCAGUUAUGAAAUUAUUGGCUAUUGAGGAUGAUGGAGCUGCUGAAAAAAUUAAAGAGAAUUUUAAGGCAAUCUCAGAUAAAGAUGCUGAGAUUUUCUAUUCAAUGAGCAAUGAAAUUAGUAAAAUUAUAAAGAGACCUAGCCAAGAUCCUUUAAAACAGCCAUUAUUCCCUGUUUCAUCUCCCUCUGGCAAAUUUAUUCCACACUUUCCAAACAUUCCUGAAGCGGAGUCUUCAUACUCUACUUUAAAUUUAGCAAAACCAAUUAUUCCCCUUCCAAUAAUGAUGCACGACCAAUUUUCAUUGAGAGAACUAAAAAAUGUCCCAUGUCCACCUAUCUUUGCAUCUAAACUUAGUCGAAGAAAUAUUCUAGCAGAUAUUAAAAACAAUUACAAUCUUAUAUCUGUCAAUUAUGAUGGGAAAGCGUUUAUCCUAAAAGGAAGUCCUGAAUCAGUUCAACAAGCAGCUUUAGAACUAUCAAAAAUUAUCGCCCAAGAAAAAGAAGAGGUCAAUGUACAUUGGGAAUGGCUUCGUGACGAUGGCUGUUUUGAACCUUACUGCUCUCCAACAAGUGAAAUAAUUGAAAAUGCUUAUAGCUACAUGAUCAGAGUGCAUCCAUUUAUAUUAAGGGCAUGCGAUAUAAAGUAA
Messenger RNA from Blepharisma stoltei, 1026 nucleotides. The record is from the annotation of a GenBank genome assembly. Lineage: Eukaryota; Ciliophora; Heterotrichea; Heterotrichida; Blepharismidae.